This is a messenger RNA of Eremothecium gossypii ATCC 10895, 807 nucleotides long. RefSeq names its product ABR132Cp. The transcript has a single exon. The record is from RefSeq and is marked provisional. NCBI's taxonomy places the organism in Eukaryota, Fungi, Ascomycota, Saccharomycetes, Saccharomycetales, Saccharomycetaceae.
UUGCAGAGUGAGCAAAGGAAGCGGAAUGCUGAUACCAAGUUAAAAUUCAUGACUAACAUCGACGAAUCCGACGAAGACCGCAAGCUGGGGACAACUGAGCCUGCACCGUUGAUUAUCAGCGAGGUAGAGUCGGACGACGACAAUUCGUCCUUAAACUCGGACCAUGAUGCGUUUCCAGACUGGCAAAAGCUCGUGUACGAGCGCCUUGCAGCGCGAGAUCAGACAACUAUGAAUGCGAUCAUGCUAAACUUCGAGAAGACGGGGAUCGUGGACCUCUCCACGAUUGACGCGCAGUUUCUCGACAACUUCCGGGGGGCCUUUGUUUCUGCGCAGCAGCACUUGCGGCGGAAGGGCUGUGUGGACGAGGAGCAGGUGAACGAGCAGUUCGGGAUCACAAGCAUGAUGCGCAUACUCUCGGGCCGAACGCUCUACGAGGAGCCCGUGUGCAGCAUGAGCCUCCUUGACCAGUUAAAGGUCACGGGGGCGGCGCCGAAGGGCGCGCUGCAGACAAACGGAGACGCCCUGCCGCUGCGUAAUGCAGACGACACGCCGCAGGUAAUGGCCAAACCACCCUAUGCAUCGCAGGUCCCCCUUGCAGACCGCAUCAGUAUGUAUGGGCUUGAUGGCUGUGAAUCUGGCGCAUCCAGUGAUUACGAAGAAGGCGAUGCCGCCGACGAGCUUCCCUUUUUGGUGGAUGACUUCGACCUGCCUUACUCGGGCCUGCAAAGUCCAGCUAAGAAGCGGAACGUGGACAAUAAUGAGCAAGAUCAGAGUAACAGUUCAAAAAGGCCACGAGUAGGCUAUUAG